Molecule: messenger RNA, 2041 nt
Organism: Rana temporaria (common frog)
Lineage: Eukaryota; Metazoa; Chordata; Amphibia; Anura; Ranidae
Gene: RUFY2
Product: RUN and FYVE domain containing 2
Exons: 15
Coding region: 143-1606 (487 amino acids)
Cellular component (GO): cytoplasm
Source: RefSeq, a predicted model, not a curated record
AUCAGACGUAACAGUGACGCUGAGGUCAUGCGCAGUUCGUGCUGACACUGGGCGGACUCUCCGGGAGCAGAGAGAGGUUGGUGAACGUCGUGCAUCUUGCUGAGUGCGAUCACUGAAAUAAGAGUGGCAUCUCCUAGUGAUUAUGGCUCAGUUUGGAGCGCCAAGGAACCCCGUUAACUGGGUCUCCCAUCUCACUGCAGCUGUGGUGUCUCAGCCAGCAAAAGACCCAGCUGUAGUUGAGCGUGCAAAUCUGCUGAACAUGGCUAAGCUAAGUAUAAAAGGACUCAUUGAAUCAGCUCUGAGCUAUGGCCGUACUUUGGAUUCAGAUUACCCUCCUCUUCAGCAGUUCUUUGUUGUAAUGGAACAUUGCCUCAAGCAUGGCCUUAAAGUGAGAAAAUCAUUUUUGAGCUUUAACAGAACAAUAUGGGGUCCCUUGGAACUGGUGGAGAAGCUGUGCCCAGAAGCCGAGGAGAUCGCAGCCAGCGUGCGGGACUUACCGGGGCUCAGAACACCUCUUGGUCGAGCUAGAGCCUGGCUGAGGUUAUCAAUGAUGCAGAAGAAAUUGGCAGACUAUUUGCGUUGCUUGAUCAUGCGUAGGGAUCUCUUGAGCGAGUUUUAUGAAAAUUAUGCAGUAAUGAUGGAAGAAGAAGGAACAGUAAUUGUUGGAUUGUUGGUUGGAUUAAAUGUGAUUGACGCCAAUCUCUGUGUCAAAGGAGAAGAUCUGGAUUCACAAGUUGGGGUCAUUGAUUUUUCCAUAUAUUUAAAAUCUGAUGAAGAUAAUCAUGAUCGCGAAGGAAGGAAUGUACACAUUUCUGCAAUACUGGAUCAAAAGAAUUACGUUGAAGAACUUAACAGACAACUGAAUGGUACUGUUAGCAGUCUUCAUGGAAGAAUCGAUACAAUGGAAAAGUCAAAUGCAAAGCUCAUUGAAGAGUUGGCAAUAGCCAAGAAUAACAUUAUCAAAUUGCAAGAGGAAAACCAUCAAUUAAGGAAUGACAAUGCCAUGAUUUUCAUGAAAGCUCAUCAACAUCUAGAGCAUCCAGCGUUCUUAUGUACUGCUCUGUGCACAUCGUACCGUGUAACGUCAUCACUAGCCAGGUGCUCAGAGGAUAACACAGGACUGGCAGCCAAGGCCAGUAUUGAAGCAGAACAGAUGUACAGACAGCAUGCAAGACAUGGACUGAAUGAAAUCUUUACUGACAUAUGUACGCAUCAUGAAGAUGCACAGCUGAGACAGGAAUCAGAUACUGAUCUUGAGCCAGCAAGAGUGCAGCAUGAGAUUGAACUUGCUGUUAAGUUGUUGGAGAAAGACAUUUUAGAAAAACAAGAUACCCUCAUUGGUCUAAAAGAGCAACUGGAAGAAGUAAAGGCAAUUAACUUUGAGAUGUAUCAGAAAAUGCAGUGUUCAGAAGAGGAAGCCAGAAAAAGAGAUGCGAACGAUGGUCAGGAUGGGAAGUCUACCCAAAUGUCAGCUUGCAGAAAACCAUAUGAAGAGAGUGAUAAAGAUGUUUUAAGCCAAUCUAGAAACAUUGAAAUAUCAUAUAUGAAGGCUGCAAGUGUUGAAUCUGCCCCUCAAUAUAAACUUAUUAAAGAUAUAUCAUUCUAGCGCUGUAUGACCAAAUAUGCAAUAUACAGCAAUUUUAUUAACGUAUACUAUAUAUUGUAAAAUAUAUGUACUACAAUAUCUGACUUACGUAUAUGUUUGUUAUUUAAAACAUACUUAUACGGAUACUCAAGAGAACAGUAUAUAUAAUAUAUAAAUAUAUAUAUAUAUAUUAUUUUGUGUACUACAGUAAGUGCUCCCAGUUCUCUUUGGAUAGUAAAAAAUGAUUUGUAUUUCAACUUGAUCAUUUCAUUUUUAUUUUAACUUUGCCCAGUUAUGUCUGUUUAACAUUAUUUUAGGUUUUACCUAUUUUCACCCAACUGAUUUGCACUAAAGCAAUGAAUAAGUUAAUUGGAUGGAUGUCAAGUUCCAUAUUGUGGUGCUGUAAGUUGAAAAUGUUAUUUAAUCGAUUGCCUUAAAAAGGAGGAUGUAGGACAA